Molecule: messenger RNA, 1510 nt
Organism: Linepithema humile (Argentine ant)
Lineage: Eukaryota; Metazoa; Arthropoda; Insecta; Hymenoptera; Formicidae
Gene: Dredd
Product: caspase-3
Biological process (GO): proteolysis
Molecular function (GO): cysteine-type endopeptidase activity
Source: RefSeq, a predicted model, not a curated record
CAUAAAAAAUUUUAAUUUUUAUAAAUAGGAACGUCAUUAAUGUGAUAUACACUGUGAUAUAUGACAAUUUAUGAUGUCGCUGACGGUGGAUGCAAUUCCAUACAUAGCUAAAAACGUAACUAAAACAGUUAAACAAUUAAAUUUAGACAUUUUAAGACAGAUAGAAGAUGAUCUUGAUAUAGAUGAGAAGAUCUCUAUAUUAUUUUUGAUAACAGAAGAUUAUACAAAUGCAUUUCACAAUAUCAUUAAUCUUUUCCAAAAAACAAGGACAGAAAAUGCAUACAUAAUUGCAAAUUAUGUAGAAAACUAUCCAAAAAAUUGGCAAGAUAAAAUCAUGGAAGCACUAUCUAUUUUGAACAACAGAGAAGUGAUAAGGAAACUGAACAUACGAUUUGACAAAUUAGAUUUAUAUUAUGUUCCAAACAUCAGAUUAUGUUCAAGAAAUAUAAAUGUGAUUGCAAAAUGUUUAUAUAAAUUAUGUGAAUCUUUAAACGAAAAUGAACAGGAACUGUUAUUAAGCUAUGUCAAAUCUGAUAUCUCUAAUUAUGAAUCAUUGCUGAACGAUGUAAAUUAUCUUGAAUUGCAUAUACUUUAUUGGAUGCAAGUUGGAUAUAUUACAAUUUCCAAAGAUAAAAAAUCAAAAAUGAAAAAUUUAUUAAAACAUUUGGAAAAAUUUGAGGAUUCUAAAAUAAUCUAUUUGGAUUUGCAAAAAUUUGAAAAUUCUUUAAAUGUUGUUGAUAAUCAUGGUUCUCUUGGGACAAAUGGCAAAAAUCAUCUUCAACCAAUUUCCUUAGAAGAGCGAUCUUUUACAGAAGAGCAUUCUUAUUGUGAAAAGAAGUUUAUUGAUAGUGGAUUGUGUGUUAUUAUAAAUCAAAUGUAUUUUGAAAAAGAGUAUGAAACACGAUUUGGCACAAACACUGAUUGUACAAAUCUAUCUGAAACAUUUCAAAAGUUUGGGUUUAAAAUUGUAAUAUAUACAAAUUUGAAAAGAGAAGAAAUGUUAAACAAAAUGAAAAAUAUUUCAAAAGACCAUGGUAAUAAUUACGAUUGUUUAUUUCUCUGCAUUUUAAGUCAUGGAUAUAAAGGAGGCGUAAUGGCAUCAGAUGAGAAAGAAGUUUCAUUGGAAGCAAUUGAAAAAGCUGUUUGUUGCAUGGAGUUAAAAGAUGUUAUUAAAAUUGUUCUUAUUCAAGCCUGUCAAGGAAAGAUUCGAGGAAGUAUAAAUAAUCGUCUAGCAACAGAUGGUUUAUCUGAUCCUGAACAUAUAUCAGCAGAUAUACGGCAAUUUACAAACUUUUUCAUAUUUAUGUCGACAAUGCAAGGUUUCCUCUCAAUACGUCAUAAAGAAAAAGGCUCAUGGUUCAUACAAGAAGUUUGCAAUGUUCUCAAAAAUUAUGGGAAUCAGCUUACUUUCUUUGAAUGUGUUAGAAAAGUAAUGAUGUCCGUGCAAGAAAGAGAGGAACAUUAGAUGGGAAUCAUGUUGCACAGUUACCAGAGAUACGUCAGGAUCGUU